UGACUAGAGCAUUAUGACACGGUCGAAGAUGGAUGGAAAAGUAAAUGGUGGGGAUGGGGAGGAGAAGGGAUAAAACCGAAUCAGGCCGCACACAGGAAUCCGUCCGUCUCCAUGCCAUGGCCCAGCCCUCGCCCCUGGUUUUCCUUCCCCGAAUCAGCCGUUCCUGUUCCAACAUUUAUCCCAGGCUCACCAUUUGUCCCUCUCUCCAUCCGUAUUUCCAUGUCCAUAUGACCCACCCCAGGCACCAAUACCUGUCAUCCUCAUCAAGUCACCUUCUUCCAUCAAUUCGCUACAUGUUUCCAAAAUAGAUCAGCACCACAUUCACAUUUACAUAUCAAGAUAUUCAAAGGAAUCGGAUCACUACUUAUAUCACUCCUAUUUACGCCCAAAUCAUAUAUGGCCGCGAGUUUUGUUUGACCCGCAUCCAAUCGCCCACACUUAUGGACCUCCUUUGAUCGAGCUGUACCACGUACACUCCUUGAAAAAAUUUGAUAUUGUGUUGGGAGUUCGUUUCUGAUCGAUGCUCCUUGACAAUGGGGACUGUCAAAACUGGGAGUGAUCGGAAAGGUAAGAACGGCGUAGCCAGAAAACAGCGGAAAGGGCAGCAGAGAGUGGGGCCGGCGGCGGUUCAGAAUUUGUAUGAUACCUGUAAUGAAGUUUUUGCCGAUUGCAGUCCGGACAUCGUGCCGUCGCCGGAGAAUGUUGAACGGGUCAAGGCUAUAUUGGAUGAAAUGUCCGGGGUAGACGUUGGCCUAUCGCCGUCCAUGCCUUACUUCAAGCCAACAGGAAGUGAUAGGCCAUCAAGAAUCACAUAUAUGGGCAUUCAUGAGUGUGACAAAUUCUCAAUAGGAAUCUUUUGCUUGCCGCCAUCGGGCGUUAUACCACUCCACAACCAUCCCGGAAUGACAGUCUUCAGCAAGAUUCUUUUUGGAGAAAUGCAUAUACAGUCAUAUGACUGGGCGGAUGGUAGCCUUGCUGAUAGUACUCUGAGCAAUGCUUGUGGGGUUCGUUUGGCGAAGAGGAAGGUAAAUUCGGAAUUCAGCGCUCCUUGCAAGAGCAGCAUCCUGUACCCGGAUGAGUGUAAUAUGCACUGCUUCAGGGCACUGACUGCUUGUGCCGUUCUCGAUGUGCUUGUCCCGCCCUACGAUGAUCUUCAAGGCCGUCAUUGUCAAUACUAUUUGGACUACCCCUUUGCCAACUUCUCAGUCGAAGGUGAAGGUGCAUCGGUUCCAAGAGUGGCCGAGGAGGAAAGCUUCGUGUGGCUCAAAGAGCGGGCAAUGCCAGAGGAUUUGACGAUUGUUGGAACUCUGUACAAAGGACCAAAAUUAGCGAAAUGAGUUAAUCAUUCAACGAACUCUCACUGUACAUUGCAUAUAAACUUUGGGUUUUCUCUCCUUUUUUGCCUGGUUAUGCCUUAGAUAAAGAGAUCAGAAAUAGAUGGGGGGAGGAACAAACGUUUUUAAUUCCCUUCUUGCUCUUAUUAGUCUUGUGAUCUGAAUCAGCUUUGUAUAGUUGAAAAUGGAUGAAGUGUUACAUAUCGUCCGUCCUUUAAAAUUUAAAUGUCUUCUUGGAAAAGGAUUUUGUUCUUUUAUCCAACUAGUAUUGUACCUGUGCGAUGCACGGGACAAUUUUAUUUUUAUUGAUUACACAUGUAGAAUUCUGUCAUGCAAUUAAAUACACUUGUGUAUUCAAUUAAAAGCGUGCAUAUGUAUGUCUUCAAGAGUCAUGGCAUUAAUGAUACAAAAGAUUGUA
Cuscuta epithymum is the source of this 1752-nucleotide messenger RNA. The record is from the annotation of a GenBank genome assembly. Lineage: Eukaryota; Viridiplantae; Streptophyta; Magnoliopsida; Solanales; Convolvulaceae.